AUGCAGUUCAAACGCGUGGAGUUGGGAAAUGUAUGCCUAAUUUACGCCCUAUGGAAUGCACCGCAGGCGCUUCCUAUCAUCAAAAUACAUAGACCGGUCCUCACUUAUAUAAUGAGAGGAGCCCACCUCAUGAUCCCAGGAGUGCUCAAUUGGCCUUGCAACAUUGCAGCUGGGUCUAUCGCAGCUGUUGUAGUCGACGGUGACCCGAAAUUGACCUCUAAACCUUUUCCAAGCAGAGAGGACCUGUCUGGGGAUGCAGAUGUGGAACAAAACAAAAGUACUUCAACGACUAAAAUUCCGGAUGAAGGCACCACAACAUCACAAAUAGUAUCGGAAGAAGCUGUAGCCGAUAACACUAAGCCAUCUUUGGAGGCCAUGGAAACGUCGUCAAACAGAGAAUGCGAGACCUCGGGUGAAACAAACGAUCACCGUGUUGACACUCUUGGUGGAGACGAGGCCAAACUAAUCAGCGGGAUAAAAGCCAUCUAUAUCAAUGACACAACAGCAGGUGCUAAGGGCAAAAACGCCGAUUUACCGACGUUCCCUCAGAAACUUGUAGACCAUGUAUUACGACUGUGUUUCCUACAAACCUUACACGGUAUUACAGAUGCCCAAUUACCUAUGGAGAUAAGCGCUCUUUACGGAGAGAUGGUGGCAUGCGGUACCAAGCUGCUGGCUACGUCAGUGUUUAAACGUGCGCUAAGAGAGGUUGACCCGUGCGAAGUUGCACCGGAAAACGCGACUCAACUUAUCUCAUACAAGAGCUCCUCGUCCAAGAAACUCAUUAAAUUGUUUCAGAACUGGGCUAAGGAGGGGCUAAUUUCACUGAAAGAGUCAAAGGGCACAGGCACGGUGGUAAAUGUCAACCGUAGCAACGAGCACUUCGUUAAAUUCAAGCCUUUCACAGUCCCACAGUCAAAGGACAAUGAUGCUCCAAAGGUAGAAAAGAUCAAGGUUAAACGAUACCUAGCCUUUUCUGCAACACAGCGAAAGAUGCUGGCUGAAGUGGGUGUCCAGGUGGACAAAGAGCCAUUGACCCUGGAACUAUUCAAAAAGGUCAUUAUAGAUCACAUCAGUAACGAUGGAGCUACCAUUUUGAAACAUGUUAACGAAGCAACGCAGUACCACCAGAUAGUCAAGGGCGACGCGGUUUCAGCCAUAUGCAAGGGGCCGGCGCAACCUGUAACCAUCACUGUUGAACCUAGAGGCAAUAGGAAGCAUGUAACUACUAUCAAAGGGUUAUUCAACUACCUUUUUGAUGCUGAAGAGGCAACGGUGGUGGAGGCUCUGAGGCGUAAAUUCGCCAGUUCAGGCAAGGUAGCUAUUGAACGUGAGUUAAUAGAACAGUUUGGUAUGUCGCAGCAACAAAUUAAGCUGGUGCAACGGGGCUAA
Molecule: messenger RNA, 1392 nt
Organism: Babesia sp. Xinjiang
Lineage: Eukaryota; Apicomplexa; Aconoidasida; Piroplasmida; Babesiidae
Exons: 4
Coding region: 1-1392 (463 amino acids)
Biological process (GO): formation of translation preinitiation complex; translational initiation
Molecular function (GO): translation initiation factor activity
Source: RefSeq, a predicted model, not a curated record